CCCGAAGAAAACAAGUGAAAAAAAUCUAAACAAAAAAAAAUUAAUAAAAUCCUAAAUUUAACAAAUAAACAUCAUUUAACAUCACAAAUUAUAUAGAUAAGAAUUUGUCUCAAGAUUUUAGCAGAAAAAAAUGCCACAUACCGAUAAAAUGAUGGAUGUUGGCAAAGCCCGUACUAGCGGCGAUGGAAUGGAAACUAGCGAAACUACCAAAACCGAAGAUAAACCAACAUUUUCAAAAACUCAAUUGCGUCGCAAAGACAGCACAAUUCAAGAGUCAAUUCAUCAGAAAAAACCUCCCCCGCCACCACCCAGCACAAUUCCAAUUCCUGGCCUGCAUACCCUCUAUCGACCAACAGAAACUUCAAGAAGUUUACCAGCUUGCAAGCCCCGAGGUGAACUUCGUUUACUCACUCCCAGAUUGAUUGAUGUUCGGGAAGUUCCCGAACACAAGAAAACCAAACCGCCACGAUUUGUUCCAUUCGAACCGUACGCGGGUGCUGUCAAUCCAAUAUUUCCAAAUAAAGACAAGUCAAAGAAGAUAUUAAAAAGAGACCGUAAUAAUUUAGAUAUUGGAGUUUUGGUAAGUCAUAUGUCGACAAUGCGAACUCAAGAACUUCAUGAAGGAAAAGAAGGGGAUGUAGAGAAUGAAACUCCAGUUGAGAAACAUUCUGAAGAUCCUCAGGUGGCUGAGUUGAAAGCUGAAUUGGCAAAGAUCAAAGAGGAACGUGACUAUUUAAAUAGUCAGCUCAAGUUUCAAUCUCAAGUGAAUUCGGAGUUGAAGGGUUUACUUGUUGCUUCGGUUGGGGAGGAUCUUCAGACAAGAGUUAAUGUUUUGACGGAAGAUAAGUUACAACUGGCGAGAGCUCUAUUGGACACGGCAAAUAAUUUAACAACUCAUUCUGAACAAAUUGAAUUCCUUGCCAGUCAAUGCGAGGUGUGGCGCAGUAAAUUUCUCGCCAGUAGCGUAAUGGUAGAAGAACUCGCCCGAUGGAAAGCCGAUCUAACUCAGAAAAACGAAUUGCUCACUGAAUCAACCAAACGAUUGCUACGUCUCUCCUCCGAAACCCGAAAAACCCAAAUUGAUAUUCUCAAAAACCUCAAAUUUAUGGGCAACAUAAAAUACCUCAAUCUACCAUCAACAGAUGUAAGAAAUCUCGGAGCGGAGUGUUUGAAUAUAUUGCAGCAAAUGGCACUCCAUUCUGGUGUUGGUAUACCAGAAAAUCUCUAUUUAAGUAAUGACACUCAGCAGUUAACACAAGACGAACAAUUUGCCAUUCAAGCUCUGGAGUUUAUAAGUCAACCUCUGAUCGCAACUGAUGAUGCAAUUAAAGCUCUUUUUGGACAAACUCGCAGAUCCUAUGUGACGGCGAACAGUGAAGUGCCAAUCGAAGAACCAAGUGUUUAGUUUAUAAGAAUAUGAACAAUUUUAUUUCUAUAUGUAAAAAUAAAGAAACCUGUUAAGGACAUAAAAUAUUUAUAAAAA
Episyrphus balteatus (marmalade hoverfly) is the source of this 1483-nucleotide messenger RNA. Its product is annotated as golgin-45. Gene Ontology annotation, biological process: Golgi to plasma membrane protein transport; Golgi organization. Lineage: Eukaryota; Metazoa; Arthropoda; Insecta; Diptera; Syrphidae. Bases 131 to 1405 code for a protein of 424 amino acids. The record is from RefSeq and is a predicted model, not a curated record. Gene Ontology annotation, cellular component: Golgi membrane. The transcript is spliced from 4 exons.